Molecule: messenger RNA, 951 nt
Organism: Rangifer tarandus platyrhynchus (Svalbard reindeer)
Lineage: Eukaryota; Metazoa; Chordata; Mammalia; Artiodactyla; Cervidae
Source: the annotation of a GenBank genome assembly
AUGCUUCCUCUCAAUGCCUCAGAAGCUGCAGUCUCCACAUUCCUGUUGGUUGGGAUCCCAGGGCUUGAGGGUGUGCACAUUUGGAUCUCCAUCCCUAUCUGCCUCAUGUACCUCAUGGGUAUCCUGGGCAACUGCACCAUUCUAUUUGUCAUCAGGACAGAGCCUUCUCUGCAUGAACCCAUGUACCAUUUCCUCCCUAUGCUGGCAUUAUCGGACCUGGGCCUGUCUUUCUCUUCUCUUCCCACCAUGCUGAGGAUCUUUUUGUUCAACACCAUGGAGAUUUCUGCUGAUGCCUGCAUUGCUCAGGAAUUUUUCAUCCAUGGAUUCACAGAAAUGGAGUCCUCUGUACUCCUGAUCAUGUCCUUUGAUCGCUUUGUAGCCAUUCGCAACCCCCUGAGAUACAGCUCCAUCCUUACUAGCUCCAGAGUUUUGCACAUUGGACUAGCAUUUGCUUUUAAAAGCAUUCCCCUAGUUCUUCCCCUUCCUUUCACUUCAAAGAGACUCAAAUACUGUAAUAAACGCCUGUUAUCCCACUCCUUCUGCCUCCACCAGGACGUCAUGAAGCUGGCGUGCUCUGACAAUAGAGUUAACUUCUACUAUGGUCUGUUCGUUGCACUCUGUAUGAUGUCAGACAGUAUGUUAAUUUCUGUCUUCUAUGUGUUUAUUCUGAAGACUGUAUUGGGUAUUGCAUCUCAUGGGGAAUGGCUUAAAGCUCUUAACACCUGUGUGUCCCACAGCUGUGCUGUGCUCAUCUUCUAUGUGCCCAACAUCACCUUGGCUAUUAUGCAUCGCCUUCCGAAGCAUAUGUCCCCUUUGGCUAUGAUUCUGAUAGCUGAUGCAUUCUUGCUUGUACCACCCUUGAUGAAUCCCAUCUUGUACUGUGUAAAAACUCAGCAGAUUAGAGUGAAGGUUCUGGAAAAAUUGGAAAACCUGGGUCUGAAGUCUAAAUGA